Molecule: messenger RNA, 1640 nt
Organism: Cyprinodon tularosa
Lineage: Eukaryota; Metazoa; Chordata; Actinopteri; Cyprinodontiformes; Cyprinodontidae
Gene: tlcd5a
Product: TLC domain containing 5a
Exons: 4
Coding region: 540-1265 (241 amino acids)
Cellular component (GO): membrane
Source: RefSeq, a predicted model, not a curated record
GUUCUUGCCAGUCCGGGGAUUAAAAAAAAACGUUUUUGUGAUAUAUUCAAAAAUCCUGCAAUCAUCUUUUAACAUGCUGUGGUUCGAUAAUUUGUAUUCGGAGCACCCAACCUAAUUUUAUGUCAAAUCCCACGCAGUAUAUUUUUAGUACUCAAUAAGAACCAGAGGAUGCUGAUGAGGGCUGUUGCCAACAGAGCAGCAUAAAGGACAGCAAAUAGCAGCUAAUGUUUUAUACCAGUCUGCCGUAGAAAACAUCAGCAGCGAGCUGAAUGGGACCACAGAGACCGCCUGAUGCUUAACAAAAAGAGGGUGGUUCUGUCCAUCUCCAAUGGUCUCACCACCUAGCACAAACGUCACAGCAGGAGCAGAGACGUCCCCCUCACCCCAUCAGACCCUCAGCCUCCUGACUAUAGUACUAUUAUAGUUCAAGCAAAGGCUACUUGUUGGUGAUUUACAAAGGCUGCACAGUUCAAGCCUUUGGAUGGCAUUUCUGCCCCUCGCUACUCAUUUUCUUUUGGGUUUUGUCUUCAGUCGAAACGAUGGAACUGCUUGUAGUUUUUGCACUUCUCUGUCUGUGCUGCUGGGCAUCUUUUUACUUCAUUUUGUGCACCAUCAACGGGUCCAGGAGCUACGAAUGGAACUGUCGCCUCGUCACUCUGGUGCAUGGCAUCGUUGCGGUUUGCAUCACAGCGUACAUAGGAUACGUAGAUGGACCGUGGCCGUUCACUUACCCAGGCACCAAGAACACCCCUCUACAGAUAAGUGCCUUGAUGAUCAGUUUGGGCUACUUCAUCUUUGACAUGGCCUGGUGUGUGUUCUUCCGCACUGAGGGAGCCGUCAUGCUGGCCCACCACACCAUGAGCAUCCUGGGAAUCCUGCUGACCCUGUGGUUGGGCGAGUCUGGCAUCGAGGGUUGCGCUGUUCUCUUCGGCAGCGAAAUCACCAACCCCCUCUUGCAAACACGCUGGUUCCUCAAGCAGACGGGACACUACGAGACUCGGCUCGGGGACGCUGUGGACGUCCUGUUCGUGCUGCUGUUUGUUGUGAUGCGAAUCUUUGUGGGAGGCACAAUGCUGUACUGUGAGCUGAUCUCCCCAAGACCCAGAUUCUUCAUCAAGUGUGGAGGAGUGGCCAUGUAUGCUCUGUCCUGGGCCUUCAUGGUGGACAUUGUUCGCUUCACAAUACGGAAGAGCAAGAGUUGGCAAAAACAGAGAGUCCGAAAGGAGAUGGUCACAGCUAAUGGUCAUGAUGGGAAGAUGGACUAACUGGCAUCUGAGUCUUUAGAUAAAAUCUGUGUACCUGACUUCAUAUCAGUUUUUUACUGUAGACUUCAAUAGUUCUUAUACAGGAAGAUCAAAUUCCUGCACUGAUAGAUUGAUAAAAGGGUCUUGUUUACCAUUUAUUGAAGUCUAAAAUGUGUGUAUUUUGUAAGAACUUAAGUUUAUUUAAACUUCUUUGUACCAGAAAACUGUUACUUCAAUGGUGCAAACAACACAUUCGUAAUGAUCACUGAAAACCAAAGCACUUUUAUAGAAGCAGUCAAGUUUCAAACAUCAAUCCAGAGCAAAACCUUCAGAUAACUUUUUUUCAUGUGCAGAGAAAUGUUUGUAACAUAGUUUUACACUGACAAUGCUGGGUAC